UUUCACAAACACAGCAUAUUCUUGUGUGGUAGAUCGAGAGUAAGAGCUUGAAGCCAUGGUGGGUGUUGGAGAGAUGAUUGCGAGUGCCGUGGUGAAGCAAGUCACUAGCAGGCUAAUCAAAAUCGCGGGGGACGAGAUCGCUCUGCAGUGGAAGUUUAAAGGCGAUGUGGAUAAAAUGGUGGAGAAAAUGAAAGAUCUCGAGGCUGUGAUGCAUGAUGCUGACAAUAAGGUGAGCCAAGGAGGAGAUGUUGGAAAAGAAGUUGGGCGGUGGCUCCUGAAGUUAAAAUCCGUUGCCUACGACGUUGAGGACCUGCUGGACGACUUGGAUACUAAGAAUAACGAAGCAAAGCUCAAGGCAUUCUUUUCCCGGGACAAUCCAGCCUACCGGUGGAUAACCAGACCCCACAAUUUGCUGGAUGUGAGGAAGAGAAUAGAAGAAAUAGAAAAUGACAGCAGGGCGUUCAAACUGGUUCCUCAAGAGAAGGUAGAAAGGAGCAGAAAAAAUGAGACUUUUGCACCCAGCAGCGAUAGAGGCACGUCAACUGGAAUGCAAGGGAGGAGUGCAGAAAAGGAUAAAUUAGUAAACCUGAUAUUGAGAAGUGAAGCUAAUGUGGAUAUCUCUAUCAUUCCAAUUGUGGGGCUUGGUGGUAUAGGGAAGACAACAUUGGCCCAAUCAGUAUUUGCAGACAAGAGGGUAGACAUCUUCGACAUCCAAGCCUGGGUUCAUGUAUCUGAAAAGUUUGAUUUACUCCAAAUUAUGAGCGCCAUCAUCAAAAGCGUAGAUGCCAAUAUCAACCUUGACAACAUUACUUUGCAGUAUCUACAGGAUUGUCUUCAAGACAAACUUGCUGAUAAAAAGUACCUGAUUGUUUUGGAUGAUUUCUGGGAAGAAGGGGGAGAUAACCUGGAAAAGCUGAAGCUGAUGUUACAACAUGGCUCCAGCGGUAGCAGGAUUAUAGUUACUACGCGUAACCAAACUGUAGUGAAAAAAAUGAAGACUGGUGUUCUUGCACAUAAAAGGCUGAUUCUCCCUGUGCACGAGUCUGACCAAAUCAAUCUGGAUUUUCUGUCAACCAAUGACUGCUGGGAACUAAUAAAGAUAAGAGCAUUUGAGCCUGAUGAUGACCCGACUCCCUUGAAACAAAUUGGAUAUGAAAUUGCAGGAAAAUGUGGAGGUCUACCGCUCGUGGCAAAUGCUUUUGGGCAUGUAAUGUCAGAGCACAAGUCCAUCAAGGCAUGGCAAGACAUAAAAGUGAGGAUGGUUAAUUUGGGUUUGAGAAGCGAAUGUCAAAAUGACACAUUAGAGUCCCUCAAGUUGAGCUAUUACUAUAUGAAGCGGGAGUUCAAAAUUUGUUUUGCAUAUUUGGCGGCAUUUCCAAAGGGCUUCCUUAUAGACACCAACCGUCUGAUCCAGCAAUGGAAUGCUCUUGGAUACAUCCAUUCAGAAUAUGAUGGUGAAAGCUGCAUCAACUACCUUCUUGGGAUGUCUUUUCUUCAGAUUUCUGGACAUCCUACGGAUAAUCUAAGUCCAGUGCAUGCCAAGGCUUCUCAGAAGCUUAUCAUGCAUGAUUUGGUACAUGAUCUUGCCUUAGUAAUUGCUGCUGAUGAAUUCCUUGUUCUCGAUGCUCGUGGUACUGGGCCAAGGAGUUGGAAAAAGGAAAUUCAUUGCCGACAUGCAGAGUUGAUACAGUACCAGAAUCAAUCCAAGGUUUUUGAUUGUCUGCCAAAAAAACUUAGAUCCCUCCACAUUAGAGAUUUGCAUGAAUGGCAACUUCCUCCAAAGGCAUUUUCUGGUUCCAAGUACAUGCGUGUCUUGGACCUAGCAUGUGCUGCACGGAAACUCUCUCAAGGGCAAUCUGCGUCAAGCAAAAUCAUGCUGCCACAUUCCAUAGAAAAACUGAAGCUACUUAGGUACCUUGAUGCCACGGGAUUGCAAAUUACUUCACUUUCUAAGUCUACGUCUACACUUCAGAAUAUGGAAACUCUGAUUAUGUCCAAUUGCUCACUUGAAACCUUGCCUGACAAUAUCUGUAGCCUCCACAAACUUUGUUAUCUGGACCUAUCCGGUAAUAGAAGCCUUGAUAAGCUACCUACCUCAUUGGGUAAGCUCUCUAAACUCUCUUUCCUCAACUUUUCUGGGUGUUCCGUCCUCCAAGUUUUGCCUAAAUCCAUCUGUGAGCUGGCAUGUUUAGAACACCUAGAUAUAUCAGAUUGCUGUGUCAUUCAAAAUCUCCCUGAUAAAUUUGGUAGCCUUCUACAACUCAUAUUCCUAGACUUAUCAGGGUGUUUCAUGCUCCAAGAGUUGCCUGAAUCCAUCUGGCAGCUGACAUGUUUACAACACCUAGAUAUGUCGGAGUGCCGUGCCAUUCGAAAACUCCCUGAUAAAUUUGGUAGCCUUCUACAACUCAUAUUCCUAAACUUGUCAGGGUGUUUCAUGCUCCAAGAGUUGCCGGAAUCCAUCUGCCAGCUGACAUGUUUACAACACCUAGAUAUGUCAGAGUGUCGUGCCAUUCAAAAUCUCCCUUAUAAAUUUGGUAGCCUUCCAACACUCAUAUUCCUAAACAUGUCAGGUUGUUCUAAGAUAACCAAACUACCUGACAAUCUUAUACUUCAGUCUUUAGAGCAUAUGAACCUAUCAAAUUGCCAUGAGCUAGAGAACCUGCCAAAAGAUUUUGGCAACCUUCAAAGGCUUGAGUUCUUGAGCCUUUCUGAUUGCUACAAGGUUUCAUUGCUGCCAGAAUCAUUUUGCCAACUUAAUCAUCUAAAAUUCUUAGAUCUUUCAGACUGCCAUGAGCUCAUGGAACUCCCUGAAUGUUUUAGUCACCUUGUUGAGCUUGACUCUUUGAACCUAACAAGUUGUUGCAAGUUGCAAGUACUGCCCGAGUCAUUCUGCAAGUUGUCUAAGCUGCGGUACCUCAGUUUGUCUUAUUGUAUGAGGCUUGAUAAGCUCCUACCCUCGUUCGGUGACCUUAAGCUUCAAUCAUUGGACAUAUCUUGUACAGAAUCUCUCAAUGCCUUGCCAGAUAGCAUUGAUGAAAUGACAAGUCUCACUCGAUUUGAGGCCAGGCAAGGAGCUCCUGAUGUGAUCGCACGUGUUGAGGAAAUUAAAAAGCAUCUUAUUAUUUCAGGAGAAAUAGAACAUGUUGUACAACAGAGAGAAAAUAAAGGAUGCAGCAGUAUAGUGGAACUUGCAGAUUUAACUUGUUAUGCGUUGGAUGUUCAAGAGCUUCAGAAUGUCAAGCAUCCAGAAGACGCGGAGAGAGCAAAGUUGCGUGAUAAAUCAGAUCUGAGGCAACUAACUCUUCGCUGGGGAACCAACGGAGGCCAGGGUAAAUCUGUGUUGGAGAAGCUCACACCACGGAAAGCCUAG
Messenger RNA from Aegilops tauschii subsp. strangulata, 3370 nucleotides. RefSeq names its product putative disease resistance RPP13-like protein 1. Gene Ontology annotation, molecular function: ADP binding; protein binding. The record is from RefSeq and is a predicted model, not a curated record. NCBI's taxonomy places the organism in Eukaryota, Viridiplantae, Streptophyta, Magnoliopsida, Poales, Poaceae.